Emys orbicularis (European pond turtle) is the source of this 1155-nucleotide messenger RNA. It is a transcript of the gene F2RL2, whose product is annotated as coagulation factor II thrombin receptor like 2. Gene Ontology annotation, cellular component: plasma membrane. The record is from RefSeq and is a predicted model, not a curated record. The transcript is spliced from 2 exons. Gene Ontology annotation, molecular function: thrombin-activated receptor activity. Gene Ontology annotation, biological process: thrombin-activated receptor signaling pathway; phospholipase C-activating G protein-coupled receptor signaling pathway; positive regulation of Rho protein signal transduction. The coding region runs from base 1 to 1155 and encodes 384 amino acids. NCBI's taxonomy places the organism in Eukaryota, Metazoa, Chordata, Testudines, Emydidae.
AUGAAAACAUUGGUCUUAAUUAUAACUGGAUUGUUGUCUCUGUCCUCAAGUCUACGGCAAAGAGAUUCUAAACAUGGUGAUAACAGCUCCGGAAGUCAAGAUGUGCCUGAUAUUAAGACCUUCCGUGGAAUGCCACAAGGCACUUAUGAUUAUAUUCCCCCUUCUGAUAUAGAAGGCUGGACAAAGACUGUUCACAACAAAGAACACAAAUGCUCUUCAGGGAAGUCAAAUGGCUCAAUACUGAAAGUUAACAAUACCACAAUGGAGUACCUUAGUAGUUCUUUGAGCACCAAACUAGUACCUGCAACAUAUAUUCUUGUAGUUUUAUUAGGUGUGCCAUCAAAUGCCAUCACUCUGUGGAUGCUGUUUUUCAGAAUCAGAUCUGUUUGUACUGCCAUCUUCUAUACAAAUUUAGCCAUUUCAGAUUUUCUAUUCUGUAUCAUACUGCCAUUCAAGAUAGCAUACCAUCUCAAUGGAAACAACUGGAUAUUUGGAGAAAUAAUGUGCCGAACUACGACUGCCAUUUUCUAUGGCAAUAUGUAUUGCUCCAUUCUACUCCUCAUGUGCAUAAGUAUCAGUCGUUAUGUGGCUAUUGUUCAUCCGUUCACCUACAGAAGUCUGCCAAAGCGAACCUAUGCAACACUAGUAUGUGGAAUUGUGUGGACAAUUGUUUUCCUGUACAUGCUGCCAUUCUGCAUAAUGAAGCAAAGCUACUACUUGGAACAAUUAAAUAUCUUUACCUGCCACGAUGUACAUAAUGCCUGUGAAACUUUAUCACCAUUCCAAUUCUACUACUUCAUCUCGUUAGCAAUCUUUGGAUUUGUAAUACCACUGACCAUUAUUAUUUUUUGUUACAUCUCAAUUAUCCAAACGCUCAAUACUUAUGAGUGGAAGUGGUUUUGGUAUGUUAAAAUAAGUCUCUUGAUCCUUAUGAUUUUUGCCAUCUGCUUCACACCAAGCAACAUCAUACUUAUUGUCCAUCAUGUUAAUUACUACUACAACAAAACAGAUGGCUUGUAUUUUUUCUAUCUUAUUGCUUUGUCUCUAAGCAGUUUAAACAGUUGCCUUGAUCCAUUCCUUUACUAUCUGAUGUCCAAAAUCAGAGAGCAAUCCAAUGUUUAUCUCACAAUGGUAAAAAUAUCCAGGGAAGAAUGA